Closterium sp. Naga37s-1 is the source of this 927-nucleotide messenger RNA. NCBI's taxonomy places the organism in Eukaryota, Viridiplantae, Streptophyta, Zygnematophyceae, Desmidiales, Closteriaceae. The record is from the annotation of a GenBank genome assembly.
AUGGACUUACAAUUCCGCUAUACCGCCGAAGAGAAGAUGCAGAAGAUUUACAUCGCCAACGAUAUGCUCAGGGAGGAAUGCGGGAGAGUGCAGGGCGCCUACUCACAGGUCGUGUCCCAGAACCAGGAGCUGAAGUCAGCCCUCGCUCAACGGGACGUCGCGUACGCUCAGCUCUUGGCAGAGUUUGAGGCCCUCAAGUGCAGUGGUGGAGCCCCCAGUCACGGUGUCAAUGCCUCUGCGGGCAGGGGCGGAUCGUCCACAGUGAGUGAUGGAGGUGCUGUUGGCCAGUCAUCGGCCACACCACAGGCAGUCUCUGUCGAGGAGGCCUUUUUCAAACACGCCGUUGUUGAAUGGCGUGAUGCGAAGACUGUGGCUGCGGCUUGGGGUCUGUGGGUGAAGAAGGCUCACAUCAUGAAUGGCCAGUCUCUGCGCGAAGUUCGCGUAGCGCUCGAGAAGCAGCAUAAGAACUUCUUCAGCACGUACGCCACCUACGCCCCGGGUGGACCGAGCGCUAUGGCCACGGAAACUUGCGACCGGAAAAUGCGUCGCUGGGCUACAGUCAUGGAGGCCGUAGAGUCGUUCAGGGUAGACAUCACCGACGCUGAGACCGCAUAUGCUGUUGCGCGUCUGGACACGGUGUUGGCAAAAUCAAACUUCAGAGAUUUCACAGACGGCCUGAUUCUCGGCGCUGCGCUACCAAAGAAGCGUUCCCGUAAAACGACAACGGUGGGGAAGAGCACCAACGAGAAGGCGCAUCGAUAUAUCACCUGGCUCAUCGUCAAAAUGGAGCUGCGCGACGAGGCGUGGGCAGCAAAGCUCUUCGGGGCCGAGUGGAAUACCAUCAAGAUCGCGGAAGAGGAGAAGGAAGCUGCUGCUGCUGCUAGGGCUGCAUCAGCGGCACAACCUGCUUCGCCCAACGCCACAUAG